UCCACACAAAUCAUACUACUACUUCUCUUGUGACAGAAAACAUGAAAUGUUUCUUUGCUUUGGUAGUCCCUCUUGUCUUACUUCUCUCGAUUUUGAGCAGCAGCAAUGCAAGAAAAGAUGUGGGUGAGUAUUGGAGAGGAGUCAUGGAAGAUAAACCCAUGCCAGAAGCAAUACAAAAGAUUCUUCAAGCUGCUGAUGAGAAAGCCAAUUGUCACACAACUAAAAAUUUUGAGCCAAAUCGUCCCGACGUUUCAAUCUACCACAAUGAUCAAUAUCUUAAAGAAGGUAAGCCAUUCGAUAAGAAAUUCACCCUAAAUGACUUUGAACCAAGACCUGACGUUUCAAUAUAUCACGAUGAUGUUGGUCUCAAAGGUGAGAUUGAGAUGCCAUUAAAAGAGAAAUCCUUCUUUAAGGACUUGGAGUUGAUACCUGAUGUCUCAAUUUAUCACAAUGACAUUAGCCUCAAAGCAAAAAAGCCUUUGGAUGAGACAUCAUUUGUUAAAGAGUUUGAGCCGAGGCCUGAUGUCUCGAUUUACCAUAACGAUAUUCAUGCAUGAUUAUAAAAUUACUACAUUCAUGCUCGUAGCGUAAGACAUCUGCGUCUUAUGCAUUGAAAAAAUAAGAACCUUGAAGUUGUUGUUAUGUGAUAUAUGCUGUGCUUUUCGUUUGCUACUAUGGAGGCCUAAUGUGCUUGAUGAUCUAUGUGACAGUGCAGUUAAUUUUCUUUAUGUAAUCCCAUCCAUCCUACAUAUAAUAAAAUUCAUUGAUGGAUUGUUGUGAGCA
This is a messenger RNA of Hevea brasiliensis (rubber tree), 783 nucleotides long. Its product is annotated as organ-specific protein P4-like. The record is from RefSeq and is a predicted model, not a curated record. The coding region runs from base 42 to 557 and encodes 171 amino acids. NCBI's taxonomy places the organism in Eukaryota, Viridiplantae, Streptophyta, Magnoliopsida, Malpighiales, Euphorbiaceae. The transcript is spliced from 2 exons.